Thunnus maccoyii (southern bluefin tuna) is the source of this 1003-nucleotide messenger RNA. RefSeq names its product olfactory receptor 52B2-like. NCBI's taxonomy places the organism in Eukaryota, Metazoa, Chordata, Actinopteri, Scombriformes, Scombridae. The coding region runs from base 41 to 1003 and encodes 320 amino acids. Gene Ontology annotation, molecular function: G protein-coupled receptor activity; olfactory receptor activity. The transcript has a single exon. The record is from RefSeq and is a predicted model, not a curated record. Gene Ontology annotation, cellular component: membrane. Gene Ontology annotation, biological process: G protein-coupled receptor signaling pathway.
UUCAUUUUUGGUCAGAGGCUGUCUCUGUCUACAAGUGAUUAUGAAGUACACAAAUAUUACAACUAUAAAAGACUUUAUUAUCACUGGAUUCCCUGGACUUUCACCUAAGUAUUAUGGACCAGUGUCUGCUCUUCUUCUCCUUACUUUCACAGCUAUUGUUGUUGGAAAUGCUUUCAUUUUAACCAUUAUUGUGUAUGAGCGGACUCUUCACAAACCGACAUACAUGAUCUUUUUUCACCUUGCAAUGACAGACGUUAUAUUUGGGUUUGUGACUCUUCCAAAAAUCAUUGCCAGAUAUUGGUGGAAUGAUGUGAUAUCUUCAUUUGGAGUCUGCUUUACGCAAAUGUAUUUUGUCCAUUCUUUGGGAGCUAUUCAUUCUUUAAUUUUGCUGAUUAUGGCCUUGGAUCGCUUUGUUGCUAUAUGUCUUCCUUUCCAAUAUCCUGUUAUGAUUACAAAUAAAACAAUUUCUAUUGCUUGUAGCAUGUGCUGGGUAGUAACAUUCAUACGUAUGUUGGGAAUUGUGCUUCACGCCUUAACUUUGCCUUACUGCAACCAGAAUGUCAUCACACACUGCUACUGUGAUCAUAUGUCAAUAACUCGGCUGGGAUGUGGGGAAAAUGUUAAAUAUGUUAAAAUGGUUUCACUUGGAAAUGCCAUGGUAAUUCUCCUGGUUCCUUUAGCUUUCAUAAUUAUUUCUUACUUUUCCAUUAUCAUAGCUGUUCUGAAAAUGUCUCAUACUGAGAGCCGCCACAAAGUCUUGUCCACCUGUGCUCCUCAGAUCUUUAUUACCUGCCUUUAUUAUGUGCCAAGAUGUUUUGUUUAUCUCGCUCACAAUUUAGGAUUUAGUUUUACUGCUGAUGCCCGUAUUUUAAUAACCAUGUUGUACAGCCUCAUACCUGCUGUAGUUAAUCCACUGAUAUACUGUUUCAAAACUAAGGAUAUAAAAGAGGCUUUGGUGCAGAGAUUUAAAAAUAAAAAAGCCAGCAUUGCAAUUUGCAAUUAA